Mytilinidion resinicola is the source of this 1275-nucleotide messenger RNA. RefSeq lists its product as uncharacterized. The coding region runs from base 1 to 1275 and encodes 424 amino acids. The record is from RefSeq and is a predicted model, not a curated record. The transcript is spliced from 2 exons. NCBI's taxonomy places the organism in Eukaryota, Fungi, Ascomycota, Dothideomycetes, Mytilinidiales, Mytilinidiaceae.
AUGUCGCUCCUCCAACUAGCCACGCUCUUGAGCACCCUCGUCACCUCCACCGUCGCUCACGGCCACGUCUCCGGCAUCGUAGCAGACGGCACCUACUACCAAGGCUAUGACCCCAGCUUCCAAUACCAAUCUACUCCUCCUGCCGUGGUCGGCUGGUCCUGCCCCGACUGUCUCGAUAACGGCUUCGUUGCCCCAGACGCAUACGGUACCUCCAAUAUCACCUGCCACAAAGACGCGACCCCCGGCCAGGCCCACGCCACCGUCGCUGCAGGGGGAACUGUGGAAUUACAGUGGACGACUUGGCCGUCGUCUCACCACGGCCCUGUCCUCAGUUACCUGGCGAAGUGUAGUGGGAAGUGCGAGAGCGUGGAUAAGGACGACCUUUCCUUCUUCAAGAUCGAUGAGGCUGGGUUGAUUGAUGACACAACGGUGCCGGGGUACUGGGCAACGGAUGAAUUGAUUGCCAACAACAACAGCUGGACCCUCAAAAUUCCUUCUGGUAUCACAACGGGAAACUACGUGCUGAGGCACGAAAUCAUUGCCCUCCACUCUGCAGGCACCGAAGACGGGGCGCAGAAUUACCCAGCUUGCAUCAACCUCGCCAUUACAGGAUCUGGUACCGACGCGCCCGCCGGAGUAGCUGGGACUAGACUCUACAAAGAAGACGAUGCGGGCAUCCUCGUCAACAUCUACCAGACGCUCGCGUCUUACGCUCUCCCCGGACCUACGCUGUACAGCGGUGCCGAGAGCAUCUCGCAGACAGCUGCUGCAUCCUCUCUAACCUCCAGCGCUGUCGCUACGCCAUCCACUGCUGGUACCCCGUCUGUGUCCACGUCCGCCACCGCUGCGGCCGCAGAAGCAACCACUAGUGCUUCCAGCUCCAUCAGCACGGCAACUACUUCCACUCUUGUACUCUCGAGCGCAGCUGCGGCCACACCAACACCGACCCCGACAUCCACAUCUGCGCCAUCCUCCCUAUCUCCCAGUAGCCCGCCCAGCACCUCCCUUCCUAGCAUUCCCAUCCCAACAGGGCUCCCUGCGUUCACUGGCAUCGGAAGCUUCACAGCUUUGCCCUCUGGCCUUUUGACUAGCGUCCUCCCCACCGCUGUCCCGACUGGCACGGAUAACUCUAGCGGCGAACUGCCGAGCACGCCGCUUCCGGCGGGGAUGACGCUGAAGGAGUUUUUGAAGUGGUUUAAUUAUAUUAUGCGCACUUAUUUCAGGAAGGGGCCGGAACAGGGGGAGAGGAAGCAUCCGCGUGAUAUCGCAUACUAA